This is a messenger RNA of Polychytrium aggregatum, 1651 nucleotides long. RefSeq lists its product as uncharacterized. Gene Ontology annotation, molecular function: mRNA 3'-UTR AU-rich region binding. NCBI's taxonomy places the organism in Eukaryota, Fungi, Chytridiomycota, Chytridiomycetes, Polychytriales. The coding region runs from base 307 to 1362 and encodes 351 amino acids. The transcript is spliced from 3 exons. Gene Ontology annotation, biological process: regulation of RNA metabolic process; regulation of gene expression. Gene Ontology annotation, cellular component: nucleus; cytoplasm. The record is from RefSeq and is a predicted model, not a curated record.
UUUGCCCAUUCCUUCGUCUCAUCUCUCUCCUCUGGUCGUCUCAAACCGCCGUCCCUUCGCCUCGCCGCCUCCCCCUUCCCUUCCGUUCUUCCCUCUCAUCGCCUAACCGCCUCCUCGCUCGCCCUCCCUUCCCCUUCCCUCUCUUCUCCGUCGCCUUCCCUUCGACACGCCACCACCACCCUUCCCAUCCUCGCCCAUCGUUCCUCCUGCCAUCUACUCUUCUCUCUUCCUUGGAUCUACCCACCUCUUUCCUCUUGCAAGCCACCCCCCUCUUCCUUUCUUGUCUUCAAAGCCCCCUCCUUCACCAUGAGCACUCCCGUUGAGCCCUCCCCCUCUCCCGCUCGCCUCGACGACGCCGACCACGAUCACGCCGAAACCGACUUCCAGGAUGACCACCCCACCGGCAUCCACCCCGACAGCGCGCAAAACGGCGACGACGCCCACGCCAUCGUCAUCCGCUCUCUCGUCAGUACCAAGGAUGCUGGUGUCAUUAUUGGUAAGGGCGGCAAGAACGUGGCCGAGAUCCGCACUGUGACGGGCGUCAAGGCCGGCGUCUCCAAGGUCGUUCCGGGUGUUCCUGAGCGAAUCCUGACCAUCUCGGGCUCGCUCGAUCAUGUUGCCAAGGCCUACUCCAUGAUUGCCCGCUUCCUGCUGGACAGUCCCCAGAACGGCCAGACCCACCAGCCCGAUCAGACCACCGUCCGCAUCCUGAUCACCACCCAGCUCAUGGGCUCCAUCAUCGGCAAGGGUGGAUCCCGAAUCAGAGACAUCCAGGAGCACUCGGGUGCCAAGAUCGUGGUCUCCAAGGAGAUGCUCCCCCAGUCGACCGAGCGUGUUGUCGAAAUCACCGGCCUCGUCGACUCGAUCCAAAUCGCGGUCUACGAAAUCGGUGAAUCCAUCCUGGGCGACGCCCGCAGCAAGAACACCGGCGCUGUCCCCUACAACCCUCAGUCUCAAGUUAAUGGAACCUUUGCCUCUCCUUUGACCCGUGGCCCCCCCUCUGCUGUCCGCCGCGAGGGCGAGAAGCCUCGCGAGACUCCGGACCGCGCCCCCAGCGGCAGCGUUCGCCGCCAGCCCAGUCGCGGAGAGAACCGCCUCACCGAGAGCACCGGCCCCGAAACCAGCCAGACGCUCUCGAUCCCCGCCGAUAUGGUCGGCUGUGUCAUCGGAAAGGGUGGAUCGUUCAUCACUCAGAUCCGCAUCCUCUCUGGCAGCCGUCUCCGCAUCGCCGACCAAGCCGAGAACUCGAACGAACGUGUCAUCACGAUCACCGGCACCUUCGAGUCUAACCAGAAGGCCCUCAACCUUCUCUACACCCAGCUCGAGGCCGAGAAGAAGCGCCGCCUCGAGCAGGCCCGCUAAAGUCUACCGCUAAAGAAUCAGUCGGACCGAGACCGAUGCGGGAUAUUCCCUAUUUCUUGUACUGGUUUUUUUUGCUUUCCUGCGCUCUGUCUCGACUGCCUUUUUUUUGAUUCCGCUGAUGGUCUUUGUUGCAAAACAUCCGACCUGUCGCACCAUGCUGUAUGUAGGUCAAUCUGCAAUUUCCUGUGAUGUCUCAUUCUAACCAAGCGGCGCAAUAACACUGGUUGAAGCUGUUUGGUCGCAAUAUCACUUCACACGGGCAGACGAGCCGGGCUGUUGCUGUCGAGAC